Messenger RNA from Paramormyrops kingsleyae, 928 nucleotides. Its product is annotated as protein LKAAEAR1. Lineage: Eukaryota; Metazoa; Chordata; Actinopteri; Osteoglossiformes; Mormyridae. The record is from RefSeq and is a predicted model, not a curated record.
AUGUCUAACGUCACGAAUAACCGACGAAGCAAACCGGCGUCGGAGAUCCGACGGAUGUGCCCGCAGCAGAGGGCCCGCCAACUCGCCUACCAAGAGCAGUCUAAAGAUGUGCGCAAAGCGGUGACGGCAUCGGAGCAUCGCGUACGGGAGCGGUGCGCAGCGGCCCGGGAAAACGUACCGGCUGCAGAUGCAACUCAAGAGGAAGAAAGGAAACUGCGGGGUGCGCUGAUUGGCCAACUAAAAGCGGCUGAGGCGCGUGAUCGGAUCCGCCUAAUGAGACUGCGGUACCAGACUCUCCGGACCCAGGAGAUCAACCUCAUGAUUUCCUGGCAAUCCACUGCCCAGAAUGCAAUUCGCCUUCAUCUGCUGAUGCCAGUCAAAGAAGACAAAGUAGCCCUUCAUGAUACCCUGGAUAAGAUACAAAGGGCAAGAGUUGAGCAGCUCCUGGAGGACAAGCAGGGUCUAACAUUCAUUCGAAGCUGAAGCUAUGGGGCAAAGGAGGAUCCCUCCUACCAUGUACUGCAUAUCCAUCCCCCAUGUCAAUAGGACCAGAGUCUCCAACAUUUUAUUGUCCAAUUGAUGGCAAUAAAGACAGUUGUUCUUAAGGUGACAUUUGUUAUGGUAGUUUAGGAGCUGGAUUUAUACAUUGGGAGAAAGAGCUAAAAGCAUGCAUUCCCUGCCUGAUUUUUACAUACCACACGAAUGUACAUAAAAAGACCGACCCAAACAUCUAUGUUAUAUUUAGAAUCCAUUAUUUCUGGAUAGUUUUUCUCACCAAAAAUAACUUCCCACACCUUAGAGAACAACUGGGGAUCAGGAUGUCAUUGGAAUUGUGUUUCUUAAACAGGACAUCUAAAAAAACAUUUUUCCAUAGACAAAAUUGUUUGGUUCAUCUUUCAGGUAAAGUGAUCUUGAAGUACUCUGCUGU